This is a messenger RNA of Talpa occidentalis (Iberian mole), 966 nucleotides long. Its product is annotated as fetuin-B-like. Lineage: Eukaryota; Metazoa; Chordata; Mammalia; Eulipotyphla; Talpidae. Gene Ontology annotation, biological process: binding of sperm to zona pellucida; negative regulation of endopeptidase activity. Gene Ontology annotation, molecular function: metalloendopeptidase inhibitor activity; cysteine-type endopeptidase inhibitor activity. The coding region runs from base 8 to 871 and encodes 287 amino acids. The record is from RefSeq and is a predicted model, not a curated record. The transcript has 7 exons. Gene Ontology annotation, cellular component: extracellular region.
CCACAGAAUGGGUCUGCUCCUGCCCCUGGUGCUCUGCACCCUGGCUGUGGGCUCUGGGGCUACAUCUCCACCCCAGCAAGUCUUCAACCCAUCGCCUUUACUCUCCCGGGGCUGCAAUGACUCAGAUGUGCUGUCAUUUGCUAAUUUUGUCCUGAGGGACAUCAACAGGGACCGCAAGGAUGGCUACGUGCUAAGCCUCAACCGAGUGAGCGACGUCCGUGAACACAGACAGGACGGACCAGCAGCUGUGUACUAUCUCACCCUAGACGUGUUAGAGACUGACUGCCACGUGCUCAGCAGGAAACCUUGGAAGAACUGUGGAGGGAGAUCACUGCAUGAAUUAGUUUAUGGUCAAUGCAAAGCAUUAUUUUAUAUGCACAAGACAGCAAGAAUCCUCCAUACACUUUCUUAUAACUGUACUCUUCGCCCAGUUUCUCGAAGAAGCAUUCACCAAAUCUGCCCCAACUGCCCCAGCCCCAUUGAUUUAUCAGAUUCCAAGGUCUUGGAAGCUGCCACUGAGUCUCUUGCAAAAUACAACCGCGAGAGCGCCUCAAAGCAGUAUUCUCUGGUCAAAGUCACCAGGGCUUCUAGCCAGUGGGUGGCUGGACCUUCAUGCUUUGUGGAAUAUUUAAUCAAAGAGGCACCUUCUACCAAAUCCCAGGCCAGCAGCUGCACGCAUCAGUCUCCUGACUCAGAGGAUGGACCCGCUUGCAGCAACCACACAGCUAGACAAGAAACAGACUUGGCAAAAAUUCUGCUCAGACUUCCAUCUGCUGACACCCGGCUAUACCAAGGCUGCCAGAUAUCCUGCUCCCAGGCUGCUAUCAAGUUUGAGCCAGGAGUCCUUCUCACAGGAAAUUGGCUGCGAUGAUGAGGAUGUAUUUAAGGCUGUGGAUGCUGCGCUGAAGGAAUAUAAUGAUGAAAACCAAAGUGGCAACCAGUUUGUAUUGUACCGUAUAAGUAAUA